This is a messenger RNA of Paramisgurnus dabryanus, 2700 nucleotides long. RefSeq names its product chondroitin sulfate proteoglycan 5b (gene cspg5b). Gene Ontology annotation, cellular component: synapse. The record is from RefSeq and is a predicted model, not a curated record. NCBI's taxonomy places the organism in Eukaryota, Metazoa, Chordata, Actinopteri, Cypriniformes, Cobitidae. Gene Ontology annotation, biological process: cell projection morphogenesis.
GUAGUGAAUUAAGCGCAUGCGCAAAUAACUUCAGCACAACAUUGAAUUCAACUGGCACACAAAAACUUACAGCGGGCUCGCGCACAAACGAGAAUGCGUGCCUGCACAUCGUUCGCUGCAGUUUGAGAGCUUGCUGAAGCGAUUUCAGUAAGACCUCAUACUUUUGUGCCAAAAACCGCCAUAUUAUCCGUCUUGCAUCUUGGAUAAGAGAUGAUGGGUCCAUAGCAGACGCAUUAGGUGUCCUGAAUCUCAACCAAAGAGGAACAACAACUGAGGCGACCGCUGAAAACAACAUCCGAAGUUGGUAUGAAGCAGCGCGCUUUGUAAGGAGUCAACGGAACCAUUUGUCCAGGAUUUUUGGUCAAUUCUGCAUAAUAUCCAUUGCGUGUUUAUAACUUAAAAAGCAGAUCGCUUUGGUUGAGUUAACUAAAUCUUUAGCUGGUGUCAUGAUGAUGAACUCUAGAUGCGCGCUAUUUUGUUCAGCUGGUUGGAAGUCAACGGUGCUGUCCAGCGUCCUGCUUGUUUACAUCAUACCGUUAUAUGCUAAUGGUAGUUCAUUCAUCUCCAAUUCUACUUACACAAACUCCUCUAAAUCAAAUGGGGUGGGGCUUAAAGCUGCACUUCUGGGUGAGGCCACACACGUCAUCCAUGCCCAGGUUCACUCUCGGAAACCACGAGCAGGAGAGGAACCUGGCAGCGGUGGAGAAAGUGGGACCACAACCAGUGUCAAGUCAUCUGAGCGGGAACACCUGAUGGAUCUGGCUGCCAAACUUCCCACACUGGCUGCACCCCGAACACGAGGCCGGUCCGAACUAGAUUUUAAUGAGGAGGGCAUCAAGGACACCGGCCCAGGCCCGAAGAGUGAGAUACUACAAGCAGAUGGGACGUUUUUAGAUGUCGACCAGACACAUGCAGACACAGAUCAUGAGUCCACCCAUUCCCCAACUGAAGAAAUCAUCACGGUUGAUUUUUACAAUCCUCCUCCUCAUCAUCAUAUCAACGACGACCCUCCUGCUUGGGCUCAGGAGCUUCAGGGAGGAGAUCCAACGUCCUGGACACUUUCUGAUUUUUAUGAUUAUCUGUCACCUGACUACUCCCCCACUGUAGUUUACCCAGAUGAUACCCAACCAUCACCACCAGACAUGGAGGAUGAAAACUGGCCCUUUGUUGGUGCCGCAGUCCCUUCUAACGCCAAACCUUCUGGCCUUGAUGAUGGUGCAUCUGGGGCUUCAAAUACAGCAGGUUCACCAAGAGCUAACACUGGUUGUCUUCCUGGAUUUCAGCGUAUAAAUGGGACAUGUCUCUCUGCGUGUAAGGUCUUCAACGCUUACUGCUUCAAUGGAGGGCAGUGUUACGUGAUUGACGGUAUUGGUGCUUUCUGCCGAUGUAAUGUCCAGGAGUUUAUCUGGAACAAGGGUUCCAGGUGCGAAUCUUCCAUUUCAGAUUUCCAAGUGAUGUGUAUAGCAGUGGGCGGAGCCACCAUCAUGUUGCUCGUUCUUUUCAUGAUCAUUGUCUUUUUCUCCAAGAAGCUGUACCUGCUUAAAACUGAAAACCAUCAACUUCGCAAGCGCAGUAAGUACCGUCCACAGUCGGAUCAGCCUGUCGAUAACUUCUCGCUGUCCACUGUUGCUGAAAACUCUCAGGCAAAUAAAACCAUGAGCAGAUAUACGUGGGAAUAUAAACCCAAAGAGGAUUGCUGCUGUGAGGAUGACACUGCCAAGAAAGAGCCAGAAUGUCCCAAAUGUCCCCCUGAAGAGCCUGAUUGUCCCAAAUGUCCCCCUGAGGAGGACGAGCUUCUGAACACCCAGAACUCGCUCACGCCAAAUCUUGAAAACAAAAAGGCAGAGGGUGAAGACAACGCAGAGGAGGGUGGUGUGACCAUCGACUUAGAGUUGCUUCUUCCCAAGGAAGCGAAAAUGCACCCCGAGACAAGCCCCCCUCUGCAAUACAAUGUUUUCCUCUACAAGCACCCCAAGUCCCCUAAAAAGUCCCCCGUGUUGCGUCACCCUCCAGGCAGAAUGGGACAGGGGAGGCCUUUGUCUCAACUCUGCCCCAGACGCAGCUCUGAGCCUGGUUACAGCCCCAGCAGCACGCGAUCCCUACCGGGAGUUCUCUCCGGAUCAUCAAGCCCUCAUCUUGGUGCAGCCUACACACCUUAAUAUAAAAGAAUCCUUCAUCAGGGACUGAGAUGAAAAUUAUACAAAUAAAAAAAAAAUACACCUUCACAUCUGUGGCCACAACCAUUUUUAAAAGACACUGAAUAGUGAUAAAACGUGGAUAAAGAGAAGAAAUUCCAGUAAUGUAUUAUUACAAGCUGUUGGGUGUAUACAAACACUGUUUUUUUACCUAAAUUCAUGUAUGACAUAAACACAAUAACAACCUAGAAUGUUCUAGGUUAAUUUUACCCAGGGGUGGGGUUUGUACAUUUUGACCAAACAUGGGUCUAAACAUCUCAGCGUAUUUUAGUGUGUAAUGAACAGAAAAAGUGGAUAAACUGUUAUUAGAUUUUACAGACACAAAUGUUGUGUUACGAUGUCAAAAAAAAAAAAUGUAUUCACACAUGCAUCCACAGAAAUGUUGGAACCUGUAAACAUUCAGGGUAAACAACAACUUGAUAACUUUUAUUAACAUGGUGCUUUUGUGUUUUUAAUGUUAGAUUAAUACUUUCACUUGGAAUAAAGAACUUUAGAAUUGUUUAGA